AUGUUAACUGAAAAUGUAAUUUACAAUGAAUACUCGUGUUCUCAAAAUAUUUCAUUUUCUGAAGAAGAACUAAUCAGUGAUGCUACAGGAUUUGGGCUCUUUGUGGUAGCGACGCAUAUGCAAGCGUCUGGGGGCUUACUUGUCGUGGAUUCUGUUCUUAUCUGGACGCCGGAAGCGACUAGCGAGUUAGAGGGAGGACCAAGGAAGCGAGUGAAAAAGAAAAAUGAGACAAAGAAUAACAUUAAGGACAAGCAGGGUCGGAAGACACGCCUGGAAGAAAUGCUCACUGCGGGUCGGAUGCGGGGCCAGUAUUGCCAAGCAGGAAAGGCGGCGGAGCAGCGCACGGUGUCGCUGCAGGCUCAGGAACGGCGUGUGGGCGGCUCCGCCCCGGAGCUGUGCGGCAAGAGCUCGCCGUGCGCGCUGCGCCUGGAGGUGCUGCUGGAUCGGCCGCUGCGCGUCUUCCAUGUGCAGCUGGAGGUCACCGACAUCAACGACAAUGCCCCCAUCUUCCCCGCCGCCCGAAAAAACCUCAGCAUCGCGGAAUUGGCAACUAUGCCGGGGUCUCGUUUCCCGCUGGAGGGCGCGUCGGAUGCCGAUAUCGGAGCGAAUGCGCAGCUCUCCUACACACUCAGCCCCAGCGAGCAUUUCUCUCUGGAUUUACAAAAGUCUAAUGAACGAAAUAUUGAACCUGAACUCGUAUUAACGAAAUCUCUGGACCGCGAGACGAUUCCCGUGCACCGGCUCGUGCUAACGGCGAGUGACGGGGGCCGGCCGUCUCUGACGGGGACAAUGGAGCUCGUGAUCUCAGUUUUGGACGCUAAUGACAACGCGCCCCAGUUCAACCAGUCGGUGUAUAAGGUGCAGCUGCCGGAGAAUGCUACGGUGGGGACGCUCCUGACACGGGUGAAUGCCACGGACCCGGACGAGGGAAUUAACAGUGAGGUGACCUAUGCCGUGACAAACUUUAGUCCGCUGAGUGGAAGAGAUGUGAUUUCCAUAAAUGCGAAGACCGGGGAAAUUCACCUCACGGGAGCCCUCGACUUCGAGGAAGUCAGUGUAUUUGAUUUUCGUAUUGAAGUGAGAGACCAAGGAAUACCUCCGCUCUCGGGUCACUGCCGACUGGAGCUGGAGGUGGUGGACGUGAACGACAACGCGCCCGAGGUGUGGGUGACAUCACUAUCGGUGCCGGUGUCGGAGGACGCGUCGGUGGGGACGGUGGUGGCCCUGCUGAGCGUGUCGGACCGAGACUCGGGGGCGAACGGGCGCGUGCGGUGCUGG
Molecule: messenger RNA, 1278 nt
Organism: Sturnus vulgaris (Common starling)
Lineage: Eukaryota; Metazoa; Chordata; Aves; Passeriformes; Sturnidae
Source: RefSeq, a predicted model, not a curated record